Messenger RNA from Prunus persica (peach), 3547 nucleotides. Its product is annotated as probable LRR receptor-like serine/threonine-protein kinase At1g53430. The record is from RefSeq and is a predicted model, not a curated record. The transcript has 28 exons. Lineage: Eukaryota; Viridiplantae; Streptophyta; Magnoliopsida; Rosales; Rosaceae. Gene Ontology annotation, molecular function: protein kinase activity; ATP binding; protein binding. Gene Ontology annotation, biological process: protein phosphorylation. The coding region runs from base 23 to 3352 and encodes 1109 amino acids.
UAGAAUCUGAAAGCAAAGCAGAAUGGUUGAAACCCGUCCAAGACUUCUUGUUGAGCAUAUGCUCCUGAGUUUCCUCCUUUGGCAGUUUGGUUUUAGGCAUGGAUCUUCCGAGACAACUACUGAGUUGGAUCCUAAAGAAGUGGUCGUCCUCAAUUUGAUCCUAGAUAAGUUACGGUAUAGCGGGCCAUCAUACUCCAAUAGCUCAAUUUGCCAUUAUGGAGACUUGGAGACUAUCAAAUUGAAGAUCAAUUGCACAGAGGACUGUGGACAUGACAAAAACAGCUAUUGCCAUAUCAAAGACUUUUCUUUUACUGGCGCCGCUUUAACUGGUUUUAUACCUGAAGAAGUAGAGGAGCUUAAGCAUUUGGAGACACUUGAUUUAUCCGGCAAUCAGCUUACCGGUUCCAUACCUGAUACCUUGUGGAAUUUGUCAUCCCUCAUACAAUUAGACCUUUCAAUGAAUCAACUAAACGGAGGCAUAUCAAAGCGCAUAGAAUCCUUGCGCAAUCUUACUAUUCUUGAUUUAUCCGGCAAUCAGCUUACGGGUUCCAUACCUGAUACCUUGUGGAAUUUGUCAUCCCUCAUUGCAUUAGACCUUUCAAGAAAUCAACUGACAGGAGGCAUAUCAGAGCACAUACAAUUCUUGCGCAAUCUUACUGCUCUCUAUCUGGGUUACAACUUCCUCAGCGGACAGAUACCAUCAUCUUUGGGUGCUCUGCGUUCUCUGCAAACGUUGUCUCUGUCUUAUAAUGAGUUGUCAGGUCCAAUUCCCUACCAAUUAGGAAACAUCACAGCCCUUCAAACAUUAGUUUUGAAUCAGAAUCAACUCUCUGGUCGUCUUCCACCCUCAUUUAGUAAUUUGAGCAAUCUCCAAAACUUCUGGGCGGCAUCCAAUGAUCUCACUGGAGAAUUCCCGGAUUAUGCCACUCUUACUCAGAUGAACGUAUUUUCAAUAUCUGGCAACUAUAUGUCUGGUCCCUUUCCAGCUGACUUCAUCCGAAAUUGGACCCUAAUCUCUCAUCUGUCAAUUUUGGGAAACAAUUUUGAAGGGAGUCUACCUGCAGAACUUUUUAGUUUCUCCAGUCUUGAUUAUUUAACGAUCAGUGACGUAGCUAACUCUGGUUUCCAAUUCCCACGAACUGCGAACCUGAGCAAUAUAGAAACUCUGAUAUUAAGGAACUGUUCCAUCACUGGUGAAAUCCCUGAAUACAUUGGUAAAAUGUCAAAUUUAGAAUACUUGGAUUUGAGCUUUAACAUUUUAACCGGACGAAUCCCACAAUCCAUGAGUGGUUUAAAUUUAACUCACUUGUCCUUGGCAAAAAAUAAACUUAAUGAUACAAUCCCUGCUUGGCUUGUUGCAGUCAAGACUAGAUUGGAUCUGUCGUACAAUAGCUUUUCAAAAGUUAGCUUCGGAGUGCCAGACGAUAUGCGAGAUCAUCUGAACUUGUUUGCCUGCUGCAGAAGUUCAAGUUUAACCGAUCCAGAUCAACUAUUUGUGGAUCCAAAGAAACGCAUGCCUACGCAUUGUCCUAGACGAAAAUCUAAAUCUCGUUCCUUGUUUAUAAAUUGUGGUGGUGAGGGAUUAACUGUUGGUGACAAGUAUUAUGAAGCAGAUAACUCAACUUCACUCUAUUAUAUUAGUCCUUCCAAAACCUGGGGUUAUAGCCUUUCUGGAGACUUAUCACCGGAGUCCAAUUCUAGUAAUUUCAUACAGACCCAGUCAUGUGGAAUUCAUGUUGCUGAGUCAGACUUAUAUUUAAAGGCUCGGAUUGCCCCUCUCUUCCUAAGUUAUUAUGCUUUCUGCUUACAGAAAGGCAAAUAUAACGUGACCCUUCACUUUGCUGAAAUAGUAUUCAAGGAGAAGGAAUCAUAUAGUAUACUAAAAAGACGGGUAUUUGAUGUUUAUAUCCAGGAAAAUAGAGUGCUAAUGAAUUUCGACAUUGCAAAAGAGGCAAAGGGUCCAGAUGAACCUCAAACCAAAUAUUUCAUAGCUGAUGUUAGUGAUAGUGUAUUGGAGAUUUCCUUCUACUGGGCUGGAAAGGGAUGUGCAGACGACCCGCCUACUUUGAAUGGACCUCUCAUUUCUGCUAUUUCCAUAACUCCAGUUCCCCAACGCUCUGCAUUGUGGCGAAAAUUGAAGAAAGCAUUGAUUAUUACUCUACCUUCAAGUGUAGUUGUUCUAUUGCUUCUAUUAGCUUUCAUGUGGAAAAUUGGCUGGCUGGGGAAAAGAGAGUUGAGUGAAAUACAGAUAGGCCAAGAUAAACAUGUUACCCUUCAAGAAUUAAUAGGUGCAACUCGAAAGUUUAGCAGCAAAAUGGAGAUUGGUAGAGGGCAUUUUGGAAGGGUUUAUAAGGCUGAACUGGAAGGUGGUCAAACUACUGUAGCUGUUAAAAGACUUUCUACUAACUCAAAAGAAAAAGUUGAGGAAUUAUUAAAUGAAUUCUAUGCCUUAAAGUCAUUGAGGCAUGAGAACCUUGUUCAAUUGUUGGAUGCUUAUUUUGGAGAAGGCUUGCAUUUGCUCAUCUAUGAAUAUAUGCCAAACCUGUCCAUUGCAGACGCUUUUUUUGGAUCGAAGUCCAGAUUGAAGUUUAAUUGGGAAAAUAGAUUUAACAUUUGCCUGGGAAUAGCGAGGGGUUUAGAUCAUCUUCAUGAGCACCCUAGACUCAAGAUGGUUCAUAGGGAUAUCAAAGCUGAAAAUAUCCUUCUUGAUGGAGCUCUUAAUGCUAAGAUCUCAGACUUUGGAAUGGCAAGCCUGUAUACCGAGGAAGAACAACUUAUGAUCAUCAAAGUGGAAGCACCAAACGGACAUAUGGCACCUGAGUAUGUAGUUCAAGGUUUUGUAACAAGCAAAGUUGAUGUUUACAGUUUUGGGGUGCUUAUACUCGAAAUUGUUAGUGGGAAGAAAAAUGCAGGAUACAAAUUUAACCAUGAGAGUGAGUAUCUCUUGGACAUGGCUUAUGUUGCAUAUAAAAAUGGAAGCCUCGUGGACUUGGUGGAUAAAAAUUUGUCAGGUAAUUAUGAUGCAAAACAAGCCAUCACCAUCUUAACCUUGGCCGUGAUGUGCACGAAUAUAUCUCCUACUUUAAGGCCAAGAAUGGCAGACGUUGUGAGUAUUCUUGUUGGUGAGAAAACCUUUGAGCAGAUUAAUCGGCCUACAGUGGAUGAUCAUCAGCUUAAUGUUGCCAUGGCUCAUGGCGAAUGUACCAAAGCUGAUUCUUCUACUUCCACAGACGUGAGCGCAAGGGCAUCAACUUCAACUAAAUUAAUCAAGGGGAUAGAAGAAACAGAAAUUCAUUAUGCAGAACCCGAUCUUGAAAUAUUGGAAGAGAGUCAGACCUCUUUCAGCGGAUGACAAUUAUGGCGUAGUAGUUAUGCGGAAUAAAGGCAGUGGCAGUUUGUUUUGUGUUAGAUUGUUGAAUAUAUUGCUCUGCAUUAUGUAUAUGUAGUCGGACUUCUUUAUGCAGACAGUAAGAAUAUUGUUUCAGGUUUUGUUCUCUGCAUUAUGCAUAUUUUUAACAACUACAACUACAAUGAAAAAGAAAAAAGC